AUGCUGAUUCAAUUUGCAAGAGUACCGCCACCAAAACGGAACCGUCCUUUUGUCAAGUGUCUUGUGGACUGGUACCCGUGGAACGGUAGAGUGCAGCGCAUUGAGCUGCUAAUCCGAUCGGAUCGGCAAGCUCUAGCACCUCUGCCACCCCACCACCCACUGAGAUCCCCCUGGGGAAUUGCAUCGCCCAAUCCCAUCACCCAAUCCCACCACCCACCCAGUGCCCUCCACCCCCCCCAUGUGCAUCGCCCCCCCCUCCAUCCAUCACGUCCACAAUUUCUUGUCCAUCGUCGUCGAAGCACCUCCCAAGGGCCAGGCCGGGUGAUGGGUCUUUCCUCUCGCAGCAAUCCUUUCCUGCCCCAUCAUGAGACGACGGCCGCUCCGGCUGCCGACCAGACAAGCUCGCGAGCUUCGAGCCCCGGUCGAUCCGACGGUGCCGCUCACGGCCCUCGUCCCCCGAAAGGCGAUCCCAUGGCCUUGCACGCUCUCGAGGUCAUCGACCGCAAGGUCCGAUGCUUGACCGUCGCUUUCGCCUCCUGGCUCCGCUCUCCUCAGGGUCGCGGGGUCCUGAAAUGCACCAUUGCCUACACGCUGGCGAGUCUUGCCACCUUUGUCGGCCCUCUGUCCAACCUCCUCGGCAAGCCCGACGGCAAGCAUGUCGUGGCGACCAUCACCGUCUACUUCCACGCCUCGCGGUCCGCGGGCUCCAUGAUCGAAGCCGUCUUCAUCGCCAUCGUCGCCGUCGCCUACGCCGAGGCGGUCUCGAUACUCUCCAUGGCCACCUCGGUCCUCGUCGGCUCCGGCAUGGGCCUUGUCACCCUUGCCCACGUGCUCGUCGUCGUCGUCUUCAUCGGCGGCGCCUUCGGCUUCAUGGGCUGGGUCAAGCAGCGAAUGGGCAACCCGCUGGUCAAUGUCGGCAGCACGCUGGCGUCGCUUGCCAUCAUCAGCGUCGUGACCAAGGAGAACGCCGUCGUGUCCAACGUCUUUUCGAACCAAAAGAUUGCCCAGGUCUUCAAGAUGCUCGUCAUGGGAAUCACCUGCGCCGCCGCCGUCAACUUGCUCCUGUGGCGGGUGUCGGCCCGCUCGCUUCUGCGGCGAUCCAUGUCGAGCGCCUCGGCCGAGCUCGGCCGGAUGCUGUCGGCCAUCACGAGCAGCUUCCUCGACGGCACCGAGGACAAGGAAGACCUCGUCGCGUUCACGGCCGCCUCGGAUGCCUACUCCAAGGCGUACCCGCAGACGAUGACGAACUUGCGAGAGGCCAAGUUUGAGAAUUACCUGCUCGGCCGCGAGAAGCUGUACGUGCUCGAGAGGGCGGCCGCCAUGGCCAUCGGCACCGUCGCCCAAUCGGUCGGUGGCCUGCGGAGCGCGGCGAACGGCCACCUCGAACUCCUUCGAUCGACGCGGGCUCGAUCGGCCGCGAGCCUGCGCUCGUCCGUGUCCACGACGGCCCCGCUCCUCGGCAGCCGUGCGUCGAGCCUCGUCCCCUUCACGCCCGACAGCGACGUCUUUUCCGUGCCGUCGAAAGCCAAAGGCAAAGCCCCCCUGCAUGCGCCGUCGGACACGUUCGAUGUCUUCGUCGCCAUGACGAGGCCUCACAUGGAGGCGCUCGCGAGCAUCCUCUCCCAGAUGCUCGGCCAGCCGCCCUUCGGCGACGGACCCACGUACGAGGUGCGCGUCAACGAGAGCUUUCGGCCGCAGCUGGCGGACGCGCUGUCCAUGUUCAACGCGGCACGCGCCGAGGCCCUCGAGGAGCUGUAUCAGCUCAUCGAGUCGAGCCGAUUCCGGUCCGACAAGACGCAGGCCGAGUUUGAGGAGAUUGCCGCCGCCUGCGGACACUUUAGCUUCAGCUUGCAGAGCCUCGGCGAGGAGAUGCAAAAGUACCUGGACAUCCUGGACGACCUGAAGCACCGCAGCCUCCACCGGCAGCGGAGCUGGCGCUGGCUUCUGUGGUGGAGGAAGGGUGUCCCGGGCGUCACGUCGACGCUGCCGUACGAGACGGCCGAGACGGAGGGGCUGAUCAGGCCGAUCAAGAAAUCCGGCGUUCCCAAGGGCAUACCCGACUCCAUGGUCGAGCUGCGAGACACCUUUAGCUGGAGGGCCGCGCCGAACGCGAGCCGCAUGCUCGCCUUUGUUUCCCAGCGCGCGCUGAAGCUUCUGAGAAAGCUCGCAAGGGACGACAUCCGUUUCGGCCUCAAAGUCGGCGUCGGUGCCUCCCUCUGGGCAUCUGUCGCCUUUUUCGAAAAGACGCGCGACUGGUACAUGCACUACCGCGGCGAAUGGGGCCUCCUGUCCUUCAUGAUCGUCUGCUCCAUGACGGUCGGCGCCUCGAACACGACGGGAUGGGCGCGCUUCGUCGGAACCUUUCUGGGCGCCUUCUUCUCCUAUGCCAACUGGAACCUGAGCCGAGGCAACGCCGUGGCCCUCGCCGUCCUCGGCUUCCUCGUGAGCUUCUUCAACUUUUACCUCAUCGUCGCCCGGGGCAAGGCGCCGCUGGGUCGCAUGACGCUGCUCGCCUACAACGUCUCGACGCUCUACGCCUACAGCCUGAGCCAAAAGGUCGACGACGACGACGACGACGAGGGCGGCCGCAUGCCCGACAUGACGUCCAUCAUCAAGCACAGGGUCCUCUCCGUCCUCGCCGGCAUCCUGUGGGGCCUCGUCGUCUGCCGCGUCAUCUGGCCCAUCUCGGCGCGCAAAAAGUUCAAGGAGGGCAUUUCGAUGCUGUACCUUCAGAUGGGUCUCAUCUGGAGGCGAGGCCCGCUGGCCAUCCUCCUGCGCAGCGACUGCAGCCAGAGCUACCUCCGGUCCGGCGAGCAGGCGGCGAUGCAGCGGUACGCCGACCGGCUCGAGGCGCUGCGGCACGCGGCGGCGUCCGAGUUUGAGCUGCGCGGCCCGUUCCCCUUCGAGACGUGCGGCCGCAUCCUGCGCAGCACGAACCGAAUCCUCGACGGCUUCUACGCCAUGAGCCUCGUGACGCAGCUCAAGGGCAAGUUAACGCCGGGCGAGCGGGCGCUGCUGCAGUACACGGCCCCGGAGCGGGCGCUGCUGUGCGACCGCAUGUGCCACGUCUUCCAGGUGCUCGCGAGCUCGACGCUGCUCGAGUACUCGCUGACGGACGCCGUGCCGUCGGUCAUGGGCACGCGGGACCGGCUGCUGAGCAAGAUAUUCGAGUUUCGAAACGCCCAGCUCCCGGAAGGCUUCGGGCUCGACCGACGACGCAGCAGCGCCGACACCGUGGCCCAAGAAGGGGCGCCGACCGAGGUGGUCGUCGAGGAGCGGGACUACGCCCUCCUCUACGCCUACGCGCUCGUGACGGGCCAGGUGGCCGAGGAGCUCAAGGUGGCCGAGCGGGAGAUCGAGGGUCUAUUCGGCGGCUGGGACGAGGAGUCCUUGCUGUUGCAGUAG
Molecule: messenger RNA, 3405 nt
Organism: Drechmeria coniospora
Lineage: Eukaryota; Fungi; Ascomycota; Sordariomycetes; Hypocreales; Ophiocordycipitaceae
Product: ribosomal protein L19
Exons: 4
Coding region: 1-3405 (1134 amino acids)
Source: RefSeq, a predicted model, not a curated record